Nomascus leucogenys (northern white-cheeked gibbon) is the source of this 1764-nucleotide messenger RNA. RefSeq names its product Rho GTPase activating protein 15 (gene ARHGAP15). Gene Ontology annotation, biological process: regulation of GTPase activity; signal transduction. Gene Ontology annotation, cellular component: cytoplasm. The record is from RefSeq and is a predicted model, not a curated record. Lineage: Eukaryota; Metazoa; Chordata; Mammalia; Primates; Hylobatidae.
CCCCCAGUACUGAAAUUAAGCAGCACCCAACACAGGCCUACUCUUACGACAUGUGACUUUACUGUUUUCCGUUUUUGUUGAAAGAGUCAUUAACAGUUAGGAGUUGAUGGCAGUUUCAAUAACAGGUCAUUGCUGAGAAAAGGAUAGCACUAUAAUAUGCAGAAAUCUACAAAUUCUGAUACUUCUGUGGAAACACUGAAUUCUACACACCAAGGCACAGGAGCUGUGCAAAUGAGAAUCAAAAAUGCCAACAGCCACCAUGACAGGCUCAGCCAAAGUAAAUCCAUGAUCCUCACCGAUGUCGGGAAGGUCACUGAACCUAUAUCCCGACACAGAAGGAAUCAUUCACAGCAUAUCUUGAAAGAUGUCAUUCCUCCAUUGGAACAACUGAUGGUUGAAAAAGAAGGUUAUCUGCAAAAAGCUAAAAUUGCAGAUGGAGGAAAGAAACUAAGGAAAAACUGGUCUACUUCCUGGAUUGUUCUUUCUAGUCGAAAGAUUGAAUUUUACAAAGAAUCCAAGCAACAGGCUCUGUCCAAUAUGAAAACUGGGCACAAACCAGAAAGUGUGGAUUUGUGUGGAGCACACAUUGAAUGGGCCAAGGAAAAAUCUAGCAGAAAGAAUGUCUUUCAGAUCACAACAGUAUCAGGAAAUGAGUUCCUUCUACAGUCAGAUAUUGACUUCAUCAUAUUGGAUUGGUUCCACGCUAUCAAAAAUGCAAUUGACAGAUUGCCAAAGGAUUCAAGUUGUCCAUCAAGAAACCUGGAAUUAUUCAAAAUCCAAAGAUCCUCUAGCACUGAAUUGCUAAGUCACUACGACAGUGAUAUAAAAGAACAGAAACCAGAGCACAGAAAAUCUUUAAUGUUCAGACUGCAUCACAGUGCUUCCGAUACAAGCGACAAAAAUCGAGUUAAAAGCAGAUUAAAGAAGUUUAUUACCCGAAGACCUUCCCUGAAAACUCUGCAAGAAAAAGGACUUAUUAAAGAUCAAAUUUUUGGCUCUCAUCUGCACAAAGUGUGUGAACGUGAAAAUUCCACAGUUCCGUGGUUUGUAAAGCAAUGCAUUGAAGCUGUUGAGAAAAGAGGUCUAGAUGUUGAUGGAAUAUAUCGAGUUAGUGGCAAUCUGGCAACAAUACAGAAGUUAAGAUUUAUUGUCAACCAAGAAGAGAAGCUGAAUUUGGACGACAGCCAGUGGGAGGACAUCCACGUUGUCACCGGAGCACUCAAGAUGUUUUUCCGGGAGCUGCCUGAGCCGCUCUUCCCUUACAGUUUCUUUGAGCGGUUUGUGGAAGCGAUCAAAAAGCAAGACAACAACACAAGAAUUGAAGCUGUAAAGUCUCUUGUACAAAAACUCCCUCCACCAAAUCGUGACACCAUGAAAGUCCUCUUUGGACAUCUAACUAAGAUAGUGGCCAAAGCCUCCAAGAACCUCAUGUCCACGCAAAGCUUGGGGAUUGUAUUUGGACCCACCCUUCUGCGAGCUGAAAAUGAAACAGGAAACAUGGCAAUCCACAUGGUCUACCAGAACCAGAUAGCUGAGCUCAUGCUGAGCGAGUACAGUAAGAUCUUCGGCUCAGAGGAAGACUGACAGACAAGACAAGCGACUGAAUACGUUCACAUCUGUCUCGAUGCCUAAUAUUUUUACGUUUCUGUAAACAUAUUUCUGAAAUAUUUUUUGCCUUUCAAGCGACAGAUGCCUCAUUUUGUGAAAACUUAAUGAUGAUUUUGUGUUUAAGUUCCAAACAUUUGAAUAAAAUAAUUGACAAUA